Messenger RNA from Canis lupus familiaris (dog), 6673 nucleotides. It is a transcript of the gene ITGA10, whose product is annotated as integrin subunit alpha 10. Gene Ontology annotation, cellular component: external side of plasma membrane; integrin complex. Gene Ontology annotation, biological process: cell-cell adhesion; integrin-mediated signaling pathway; cell-matrix adhesion. The transcript is spliced from 30 exons. NCBI's taxonomy places the organism in Eukaryota, Metazoa, Chordata, Mammalia, Carnivora, Canidae. Gene Ontology annotation, molecular function: integrin binding. The coding region runs from base 382 to 3888 and encodes 1168 amino acids. The record is from RefSeq and is a predicted model, not a curated record.
AUUAAAAAAAAGAAGAAGAAGUAAAAAAGUCUCUGUCUCCCACGCCUAGCAUCUAUUCCAAAGCUGAGGAAAGCAUUACUGCCUGGCAACACCAAAGAAUAGGGGAAAAAGGAGAGAGAAACUGCAGAAAUCAAGAAUUGUGUUCUUUGGAUAUUGAGAUGAUGCCUCCAGGGGGCAGUACCGGGGCAGGGAAAGAGGCUAAGAUGGCUCAGUUCUCCUUUCCUUGGUCUGGGGCUCCCCGGUGUUCCCACCAUUACUCCUCCCAUUUUAUUUUUAGCUGCCAGUGGGAGGGGGCAGGAUGGGAGGGAAAGUAAAGAAAACAGAAAAGGAGAGGGACAGAGGCACAGAGGACUUCUCAUAACGGACAGAGAACAACCAGGCAUGGAACUCCCCCUCAUCCCUCACCUGCUCUUGCCCGUGGUGUUCCUGACAGGUCUGUGCUCCCCCUUUAACCUGGAUGUGCAUCACCCGCGCCUCUUCCCAGGGCCACCUGAGGCAGAAUUUGGAUAUAGUGUCUUACAACAUGUCGGGGGUGGCCGUCGAUGGAUGCUGGUGGGCGCCCCCUGGGAUGGGCCUUCAGGAGACAGAAGGGGGGAUGUUUAUCGCUGCCCUGUCGGGGGCUCCCACAGUGCUCCAUGUGCCAAAGGCCAUUUGGGUGACUAUCCACUGGGAAAUUCAUCUCAUCCUGCUGUGAAUAUGCACCUGGGAAUGUCUCUGCUAGAGACAGACAACGAUGGGGGAUUCAUGGUGACUAAGGCUUGUGCCCCUCUCUGGUCUCGUGCUUGCGGCUCCUCUGUCUUCAGUUCUGGGAUAUGUGCCCGCGUAGAUGCUUCAUUCCGGCCCCAGGGCAGCCUGGCACCCACCGCACAACGCUGUCCCACCUACAUGGAUGUUGUCAUCGUCUUGGACGGCUCCAAUAGCAUCUAUCCCUGGUCUGAAGUUCAGACUUUCCUACGAAGACUGGUAGGGAGACUGUUCAUUGACCCAGAGCAAGUACAGGUGGGACUGGUGCAGUAUGGGGAAAGCCCUGUGCAUGAGUGGUCCCUGGGAGAUUUCCGAACCAAGGAAGAAGUGGUGAGGGCAGCAAGGAACCUGAGUCGGCGAGAAGGACGAGAAACAAAGACUGCCCAAGCAAUCCUGGUGGCCUGCACAGAAGGAUUCAGUCUGUCCCGUGGUGGCCGACCAGAGGCUGCCAGGCUACUGGUGGUUGUCACGGAUGGAGAGUCACACGAUGGGGAGGAGCUUCCCGCUGCACUAAAGGCCUGUGAGGCUGGAAGAGUGACCCGCUAUGGGAUCGCGGUCCUUGGCCACUAUCUCCGGAGGCAGCGAGACCCCACUUCCUUCCUGCGGGAAAUCCGAAUGAUUGCCAAUGACCCAGAUGAGAGAUUCUUCUUCAAUGUCACAGAUGAAGCUGCACUGACUGACAUUGUAGACGCCCUGGGAGACCGGAUUUUUGGCCUCGAGGGGUCCCAUGGAGAAAAUGAAAGCUCUUUCGGGCUGGAAAUGUCUCAGAUUGGUUUCUCCACUCAUCGGCUGAAGGAUGGGAUUCUCUUUGGAAUGGUGGGGGCCUACGACUGGGGGGGCUCUGUAUUGUGGCUCGAAGAGGGUCACCACCUUUUCCCCCCACGGACAGCCCUGGAAGAUGAGUUCCCCCCUGCUUUCCAGAACCAUGCAGCCUACUUGGGUUACUCUGUUUCCUCCAUGCUUUUGCGGGGUGGACGCCGCCUCUUUCUCUCAGGGGCUCCUCGGUUUAGACACAGAGGAAAGGUCAUCGCCUUCCAGCUUAAGAAAGAUGGGGCUGUGAGGGUUGCCCAGAGCCUCCAGGGGGAGCAGAUUGGUUCCUACUUUGGCAGUGAGCUCUGCCCAUUGGAUACAGAUGGGGAUGGAACAACCAAUGUCUUACUUGUGGCUGCUCCCAUGUUCCUGGGACCCCAGAAUAAGGAGACGGGGCGUGUUUAUGUGUAUCUGGUGGGGCAGCAGUCCUUGCUGACACUCCAGGGCACGCUUCAGCCAGAACCCCCCCAGGAUGCUCGGUUUGGCUUUGCCAUGGGUGCCAUUCCUGAUCUGAACCAAGAUGGUUUUGCUGAUGUGGCUGUGGGGGCGCCCCUGGAGGAUGGGCAUCACGGAGCCCUGUACCUAUAUCAUGGCACCCAGAGUGGAAUCAGGCCCCGUCCUGCCCAGAGGAUUGCUGCCAUCUCCAUGCCACAGGCCCUCAGCUACUUUGGCCGUAGUGUGGAUGGCCGGCUGGAUCUGGAUGGAGAUGACCUGGUAGAUGUGGCUGUGGGUGCCCAAGGGGCAGCUGUCCUGCUCAGCUCCCGGCCCAUUGUGCACCUGGGCCCCUCCCUGGAGGUGACCCCACCAGCCAUCAGUGUGGUUCAGAAGAACUGCAGCCGGCGAGGCCAAGAGGCAGCCUGCCUUUCUGCGGCCCUUUGCUUCCAAGUGACCUCUCGCACUCCUGGCCGCUGGAAUCGCCGAUUCUAUUUGCGGUUUACAGCAUCACUAGAUGAGUGGACGGCAGGGGCGCGGGCUGUGUUUGAUGGCUCUGGCCAGAGGCUGUCCCCUCGGAGGCUCCAGCUCAGCGUAGGGAAUGUCACCUGUGAGCAGCUGCGCUUCCAUGUGCUGGAUACCUCAGAUUACCUCCGGCCACUGGCCUUGACUGUGACCUUUGCAUUGGACAACACCACGAAGCCAGGGCCUGUGCUGGAUGAGGGCUCACCCACCUCCAUACAAAAGCUGGUCCCCUUCUCAAAGGACUGUGGCCCUGACAAUGAAUGCAUCACAGACCUGGUGCUUCAAGCCAGUGUAGACAUCAGAGGCUCUAGGAGGGACCCAUUCGUGGUUCGAGGAGGUCGGCAGAAAGUGCUGGUGUCAGCAACUCUGGAGAACAGGAAGGAAAAUGCCUACAACACUAGCCUGAGUCUCAGCUUCUCCAGAAACCUCCAUCUGGCCAGUUUCACGUCUCAGAGGGACAGCCCAGUGAAGGUGGAGUGUGCAGCCCCUUCCCCUCAUGUCCGGCUCUGCAGUGUGGCUCACCCUGUCUUUCGGACUGGAGCCAAGGUGACCUUCCUGCUGGAGUUUGAGUUUAGCUGCUCCUCCCUCCUGAGCCAGGUCCUUGUGAGGCUGACUGCUUCAAGCAAUAGCCUGGAGAAAAACGGGACCCUUCAAGAUAACACAGCCCAGAUCUCAGCCUACAUUCAAUAUGAGCCCCACCUCCUGUUCUCCAGUGAGUCCACUCUGCACCGCUAUGAGGUUCACCCAUAUGGGACCCUCCCAGUGGGUCCCGAAUUCAAAACCACUCUUAGGGUUCAGAACCUUGGCUGCUAUGUGGUCAGUGGCCUCAUCAUCUCAGCCUUCCUUCCAGCUGUAGCCCAUGGGGGCAACUACUUCCUGUCAUUGUCUCAAGUCGUCACUAACAAUGCAAGCUGCACAGUACAGAACCUGACCGAGCCUCCACAGCCCCCUGUGCACCCAGAGGAGUUUCAGUACAUGAACAGACUGAAUGGGAGCAACACUCGGUGUCAGGUCGUGAGGUGCCAUCUUGGGCGACUGGCAAAGGGGACCGAGGUCUCUGUUGGACUAUUGAGACUGGUUCACAAUGAAUUUUUCCGGAGGGCCAAAUUCAAGUCUCUGACGGUGGUCAGCACCUUUGAGCUGGGAGCUAAGGAGGGCAGUGUCCUACGGCUGCCUGAAGCCUCUCGUUGGAGUGAGAGCCUGCUGGAGGUGAUUCAGACCCGCCCUGUCCUCAUCUCCCUAUGGAUCCUUAUUGGCAGUGUCCUGGGAGGGCUUCUCCUACUUGCUCUCCUUGUCUUCUGUCUUUGGAAGCUUGGCUUCUUUACCCGUAAGAAAAUCCCUGAGGAAGAAAAAAGAGAAGGGAAAUUGGAGCAAUGAAUGUAGAAUAACGCCCUAGAAAGUCCUCCUUGGCAGCUUCUCCAAAAGACUUGCAUAAGAGCCAAGGUUUGGGGGCUCAGAUGGACAAGAAGAAGCCUUUAGACUGUCUCCCCAGACCUACAGCCUGACUUGACUUUUGAGUCAUGAGGAUGCUGCUGGAAGAGAUGAGGCCUUACCUCAGACGAGAAAGGGUGUCACCAAAACCAGAAACACUUUCACCCUGUACUUCCCGCUUCGUGAUCCCAGUUCUACAGCCAACCCUGGGGCCUUGGUUUGGGGCCCCUUUUUCCUUAGCCCCAGGAACCAAGAUUUUUUUUUGCCACAGCUCCCUGACUCCUUUUAGAAUCCCCCUCCAUCCUCCCUCAAGUUUGGAAAGGAUGAGGACUAUCUUCCUCCAUUCCCGGAGUCUCACCUUCCUGCCUGCUCCAUACUCCACAGAGGGAGCUGACGUUGGCUUCAGAAAGUAAAGUCAACAUCUGCUGCUUUCCUGUGGAGUCUGGUGAUUCAGAGAGCCGGAUGGGGAGAGUCAACAGGAAAAAAGGAGGGAGGAGGAAAAGCCACAAGAGACAUUCUGUACAAUUCCAAGGAACAGAGAAGCUUUUAGACGGGCAACCGCCAUCCCCCUGAAACCUGAGACUUCAUGGUGCACUAGCCCGCCCUCAGGUGCCUGUGAAACUGAGCUGCCCCGGGGCCUGCUGGGCAUGGGUUUCCCAACUCUCAGCUAUCCCUGGGAGCACAGCCAGGGUUGAGUGCCUGAUUCUCCGGAGCCAGGGGCCCCCAGGUGGCUAGAGCUGGAGUAGCAGAGAAAAGUCCCAGGGUUUUGGUCCUGGCCAUGGAGAGUUGAAUAGCUGUGGGCAGUGUUUUCUCCUCUCUCAGCGGGCCUCACCUACUCAUGAGCCCUCUUUGGGGCCACCUUUUAGAAACAAGAGAGAAGGGAGAUGACUUCUUGAUAGUUGGAAACCCUUUCACCGGCUUUGGGAAGCAGCAGUUCCAUGGAAUCUAAACUAGUCAGGUCCACAUUAAUGAAGAAGCCAAAGUAGGUGGAAGGAGGUCUCUGGGGAGUAAGCCCUCACUCACUUAGCAUGGGUUGUGUGGCUCUAGGAAAAUGUUUCUGGGGCAACAGUAGGCAUUCCUUGUAGGGCUUCUCUGGUGGAAUGAGUUUGGCAGCCUUGCCUGAUAUUUACUGGAAAUUCCCAAUUUCUAUCUCUGGGUCACCUCACCACCUCUCCUCCCGUUUUGUGGUCAUGGCCAGUAGUAGAGAGAAUUAGAUUUUCACCAACAACUGGGUAACUUACAUUUCUUUGUAAUCAAGACUUUGGACACCAAGGUCUAUUAUUGGUCUCUAAGGCUUGGCUCUGACGGCCAUUUGAAGAAUCAGUACCAGUUUUGAGCUGAGAAGAGAGGAGGCCUGACUGGGCAAUUGACUGGCAGCCACAGAACUUGUUCUCCAGGGCUGCUCUUGAGGCCUGGCCACAAUGUUUAUCUUGGCAUGUCUCUGGCCUUUUGCACAGGACUUUGUCUCUGUUUCCUAGCAGGGUGGACAGGUAUAUCAGUUGGUCAGAACAAAAAGUUCAGUGUCAAAUGAUUUCUGAUUCUCUUUGAGUUCCCAAGGAUAUGGAUGGCUCAAGGAAUGGUGAGAGGGAAAUUCUUGGACCACCUGAGACCUUAUACAGUUGAGUUUCUGGAAGGCAAAGUCAUAAAAUAAUUGAAAUGUUUUCUGUGAUUCUCCCACUGGAGAUGUAUUCUAGCCUGCAAUCCUCAUCUACCUAAGUGACUACAGAGUUGUAGGCCUAGAUUGAAACCCCAGGUCUGCCAUUUAUUAGCUGUGCGGCCUUGGACAAGUCAUAAUUACCCUGAGGCUCGGGUUUAAAUCUCAGCUAUACCACUUAAAACCUGUUUGACCUUGGACAGAUUUAACUUCUUUAAGUCUUGGCUUUCUUGACUUUAAACUUCCUAGGGUUGUGAGGGCCAAAGGAGAUAAGUAAAGUAAGCAUAUACUAAGUACUCAAUAAAGGAUAACUGUUGUUAUAAAAAUAUUUUAUUAUAAAAUAAUUUACCUUGCUGUGUAUUGUGAGGGUUAAGUCAGAAUGUAUAUCGAAGCACUAAGUGGUGCCCCUAAUCUAGUGACCCACUCCUACUUCAUACAAGUCCUGAAGAUUUGUUUUGCCUAUGUGCUAUUGUCUCCUGCCACUAAAUCUUUUUUUUAAAUUUAAGUUCAAUUAACGUAUAGUGUAUUAUUAGUUUCAGAAGUAGAGUUCAGUGAUUCAUCAGUCUUACACAAUAGCCAGUGCUCCUUAAGUCAUGUCCCGCCAUUAAAUCUCAUCCUACGCCUCAUUCCCUUUGAAGCCCUCAUGCCCACUAAGGAGAUAAUUAGAAGUUUCCAAUGGUAGAAAUCAAAUAUCUUUGAUUUUUUUUAGACAUCUAGUAUUCUUCUAGUACUUUCAAGGAACAUGUGUGCUUAAGACCAUUUCUUUCCCUCUUUGUCUAACUCCAAAAAUGGUGGCUGGUCUGGCCAAUAGGCAGGGACGACAUUCUGUGGCACGCUGGUGAGUUUUUUGUAGUAGGGGGAGUCUAUAGUGACCCUUAGUGCACUUCAUAUAGGCUAUCGCUUGAUCAACCUUUAUGGAGCAUGUUUUCUGAGGCUGGAACAGAGGCCAUGGUUAUAUGGACAGAUCUCCCUCUUUAUUCCCAGUCAGCACCAAAAGGGAGAUGCAUCUCUUUGAGGACUGGUUCAUUUAAUUCUCUAUCCAUUUAAUUAAAAGAACAUUUUAAGUAUUUUUCCCCA